Messenger RNA from Bactrocera tryoni, 3963 nucleotides. RefSeq names its product Golgi apparatus protein 1 (gene Glg1). The record is from RefSeq and is a predicted model, not a curated record. Bases 195 to 3524 code for a protein of 1109 amino acids. Lineage: Eukaryota; Metazoa; Arthropoda; Insecta; Diptera; Tephritidae. Gene Ontology annotation, cellular component: Golgi membrane. Gene Ontology annotation, molecular function: fibroblast growth factor binding. The transcript is spliced from 7 exons.
AUUCUUUUCUUAGCAACUCUCGGAUGAAUGUUCAGUUUAUUAUAAUCUAUUGUAAAUGUAAUUUGUUAAAGUUGCCGAGCGCAUAUUUAAAAUCUAAACGUACACAUCAGCAAGUUCUCAAAAAUAAGUUUCACAACGUUAACAUACAUAUGCACAAAAAUAUUUUGUAAAUAAAGUUAAGUUACAAGGCAAAGAUGCGGCUGCAAUUUGCUUUGGUUUUAUUGCUUUCAGCCGGCGCCACGCUGUCGAAUUCCAGCAAUUCGAGCUCAUCAAUAGCACAGCUAGAACAUAGUCUCAUCGAUAGGCCCGAAUGCAAGGAAUUACAGUCACUUUGUGCACACCUCAAACAAACCGAUAAUGUAUCGGUAUUGGAGUGUGUUAGCACAUUCUCGUCCAGUCAAUUGGAGGCUGUGCCUGAUAAAUGUCAACAUGCUUUAUGGGUGCAACAACGUACAAUGCAGACGGAAAAGUGGAUAACCGAUCAGCUAAUACCACAACAUUGUGGUGCACAGAAACAACAACUAACAUCUUGUGGGAAUGCCGUGAGCUUAUGGAGCUGUAUACACGAACGUGCAAUGCGUAUGGAGCACAGCAGCGAAUGCCGUGCAUAUAUAUUGCGUUCCAUUGCGACACUGUUUCCAGAUUUUGAUCAAUUGGGUGCGUUUUUGAAUGGCUGUGGUUCGCAAAUAGAACAAUUAGAAUGUGGCCGCUUAAAUUUGGAACGCAGAAGUAUGUCACAAAUUGAAACUGUGCAGUGCUUACAGGAGACAGCUGCUGAUGCACUUGAUGUAAAAUGUAAAGACGAAUUAAAUACAAUGGAGCAGCAACGAAAAGAUUUGGAAUUUUUCGAAGCUUGUGGCGAUGACUGGAGACGCCUAUGCGGACAGGAAACUGCUGGUACAGCAGCUGCAUUUAAAUGUCUGGUUAAGAAUAAAGCGGAUCCCACAAUGACACGUCGCUGUAACGAAAAAAUUGCACAACGCGAUCGCGAAAUCGGAAAAGAUUAUCGGCUUUCUCACGGGCUCGCUAAAGCUUGCAAGGACGAUAUCAAACAAUAUCACUGCCGUCGUGGUGUAUCCGAAGACAAACAAGUACGUUUAGCACAAAUCUUACUUUGUCUUGAAUCGGUUGUAAAGAACGGUUCGAUGGUAACUACGGAGUGCCAAGCGGAAAUAAAUGAUCAUCGUCGUAUGCUGAUGCACGAUUUCAAAUUAUCGCCAGAAAUUCUAAGCGAUUGCGCCGAUGAUAUACCAAAGUUUUGUGGUGAUAUUGAAAAGGGGCAAGUUGUCAGAGGUGGUACCGUCGGAAACACUGAUAACGGUCAAGUAAUUCACUGCCUCAUGGAACAUGCACGCGCAAAACGUAGAAAGGAUCGUCGCGUUACUGCGCAAUGUCAGCGUUCACUGGAAAAGCUAAUAAAAGCAGCUGACGUAGGAGAGGAUUGGCGUGUGGAUCCAGUUCUACGACGUGCUUGUAAACCGGUCGUCGAUGUGGCAUGCCGCGACACAGACGCUGGCGAAGCGCGCGUAAUGUCGUGCCUUAUGGAACGCAUUGGCACGCCAGUAAUGCGGCCGGACUGCGAACAAGCACUUAUGCUGAUACAGUAUUUUGUAGCUCGUGAUUUCAAAUUAGAUCCGCAAUUAUACAAACAUUGUCACGACGACGCCAUAAAAUAUUGCCGAGCCAAACACGUAUGGGAUGACGUUAACGACGUGCAAAUGGAUCCAGAACGUGGACCACUCAUUUUACCUUGCUUACAUCGUAUUGCAUACAGUGAUGAUGAAAAUUUAUCACUUCGUAAGGACUGCUUCAAAGAGGUGAAACGCGUAAUGCGUCAGCGGGCCGUGUCUGUGGAUCUUAUACCCGAGGUUGAAGACGAAUGCAUUGAAGAUUUGUCCAUAUAUUGCUUUGACCGCACACAGAAGGGCGCCGAAAUGGAUUGCUUGCAAACAAAUCUUGAGAAACUAGCACCAACAUGCAAAAAAGCGGUUGCCACCUACACCGAAGAAGAGGCCGAACAUAUCGAAUUGAAUCCGGUUAUUAUGUCCGUGUGCAUAAAUGCAAUGCAAACACAUUGCGAGCACAUACUGAAGGGCGAAAAGGACAAAGGUGAUAUGAUGGAUUGCUUGAUUGCGCAUAAAAACGACGCUGAUCUACGUCAGGAUCUUAAAUGUCGCGCCGCCAUCGAACAUUUUCAAAUCAUCUCGCUGAAAAAUUAUCAUUUCACAUAUAAAUUUAAAACUGCUUGCCGUCCACACGUAACACGCUUCUGCGCGUCAAGCACCACGAAAAACGAUGUUGUCGCCUGCCUGAGCGAAGUCAUGCGUAAUGACACGAUACGCGGCCAACGUCAUUCCAUACCCAAAGAAUGCCGCCAACAAGUCAAAGCGCAACUCUACCAACAACGCGAGUCCAUACUGCUAGACCCGAAGUUAGCGAAUGCAUGCAAGAAGGAGUUAGAAACCUUCUGCAUUGGCGAGAAGGGACCUGGUCAGGUGAAUAACAAUGCUUUGGAGUGCUUGCAACAAAAUACGCAGCGUCUUGGCAGUUCCUGCCAUCACGCCAUUUUCUUGGUGAAACGAUCGCAGCUCGCCGAUAGUGGCACCGACUUCACAUUGAUCAACACCUGCAAAGAAAUGACUUACAGAUUUUGUAACAAUGUUGAAUCUGAUCAAUUGCUGGACUGCCUCAAGACCUACAAAGAUGAUCCGCUCUUCGAUCAACGCUGUCAUUUGGUCGUGGUAAAUCGAAUGAUUGAACAAAAUACCGACUAUCGUUUCAAUCCGUCCCUGCAGCUGGCUUGUGGCAAGAAUAUCGACCGUUAUUGCUCGCAUAUUGUGGCCACGGCACAACCAAAUGAAGAAUUGAACGGCUUGGUUGUGCAAUGCUUGAAAGACAAGUUCCGCGAAUCGCGUUUGGACUACAACUGCACGCAAGAAAUGAUUAAAGUGCUGCAAGAGCAAGCAUUGAACUAUCAACUCAAUCCACUGCUACAAAAUUUCUGCAAAUCUGAAAUAGAAGUAUUGUGCAAAGCUAAUCUACAAAACCGUGAACAUGGCAUGGUCGAGGAAUGUUUGAAAACAGCAUUUCUUAAUCACAAGAUUAUAAAUCGCGAUUGCCGUGUUGAGGUGGCAACCUUAAUAGCGGAAGCGAAGGCGGAUAUACAUGUAGACCCCAUACUGCAAGAGGCAUGCACCGUGGAUCUGUUGAGAUACUGUUCAAACGUGCCAAGUGGCAAUGGCAGAAAAUUGAAAUGCUUGCAAGUCUUGCUGAAAGACCAGUCGAAGGCAAUGGAAGAAGAUUGCCGUAUGAAAUUACAGAAACGUAUUGAAAUGUUCCGCAAUGCAGAUACUGUACUCGCGGAACCGCCCGAAAAUAUGGAACAACUGGUUAGUCAGGUUGUUUCCUCACCGGCGAAAAGAUUUUUCUUAAUCAUAUUUAUGUCGGCUGUGGGCAUGAUUUUUAUGAUGGGAAUCUUCCUGGGACGCAUAACCAAACGCGCAAUCAGCAUCAAAAAUAAAUAAACUGUCCAAUAGAAAAGUAAAUGUUUAUAACACCACAAACGUGUCCCCUUCCACUUCCCUUACAAUCCAUAAAAUCUACUUCAAUUUCAUGGUUAAAUGCUUUAUAAACCGAAAAUAUUUUGAGAUAUGUAUUCAUAGUUGGAUUGUUUAUGUGCCCAUUUGUUAACCGAAACAAAGUUUGUUUUAUCUUUCCAUUCUAAUCAGCAUUGUAUGGCUUAAUAUAUUAUAUAGUUAUUUAAUUGGAACUAAAUGGUGUGCAUAAUUUGAAAUGAAUUCGUUUCGAUGUACUAUUAGUUUUUGUAUUUGUAAAAAGUUUAUAUUUUAUACGGAAUGCAUAUAUGAAUUGUAGAAUAUAUUGUUAAAUGUGCUUAGUAUAAUAGAAUACGAUAAAAAUAUUGGCAAAGUCAACGCUUUACAUUAAAUAUACUUUUUUAUGAAU